AUGGAGAUAUCGUCGAAAAUCGAGACCAACAGUUUUAUAAUCGAGCUUCACACGGCUGCAAAGUCUUCGAAGUUGCUUGCACCUGAUUUACAGCUUCCUCCUGCAUGGACGGUGCACCAGCAGCAACAGCAGCAGCAGCAGCAGAUAGCGUCGGCAGUACCAGCAGCAAUUCAGAGCACGGUGAAUUGUGCUGAGCUCAUGCUGGCAAGACGACGUACGAGUGAUUUGCAUGCAAGCUCACAACCCGUGGGAGGAACGGACAUAAUUUGGCAGGCUGACAAUGACGAUGAGGAGGGCUACGAUUACGACAGCGACGACGACGACGACGACGACAACGACGACGACCACGACAACGUCGACGACGACGACGAAGACGAUGACGACAGCAAGGUUCCAUUUAAUUAA
Molecule: messenger RNA, 405 nt
Organism: Mycetomoellerius zeteki
Lineage: Eukaryota; Metazoa; Arthropoda; Insecta; Hymenoptera; Formicidae
Product: probable serine/threonine-protein kinase fhkB
Exons: 3
Coding region: 1-405 (134 amino acids)
Source: RefSeq, a predicted model, not a curated record